UUUCAACUUCAGGCCAUCAUCACAGAUGGACAUGCUGCGUGUUUUUCUGGUUGGUCUCUUAGGAGUUGUUUCUUGCAGGUCAGGAUUGGAUCAAUGUUCAGUGUCUGAGGUGACAGUCAGUCCAGGAGGCAACAUCACUCUCUACUGUGACUGUAAAACAUCAAGUGAAGCAUACAAAAUAGUGUGGUUCAGGAACUGUUCUCAUGAGAACCAGCCCACUCUUGUUCUAAAACUACAACGCAAUACAAUGAUUGAUUCCAAUAUUCUGAAUCAGUUCCCUCGUAUUCAUUUGGUUAAGAACCAGUCCUCCUAUGACCUGCUGAUCACAAACAUCUCUGAUUCUGAUGAGGGUCUCUACUACUGUGGAACUGAGCAGAAGAAGGUGGACGACAGUGCUGCCAUUAAACAUGUUUACAGAUAUGGUAAUGUCACAAGGAUCAUACUUUACCACAGCACUUACCCUGAGAUCCAUCACUUCAGUCGAACCUCGGACGUAUCCUGGAUGAUGGUGUUCACACCAGCAUUUACCAUUCUCUCCUCCUUCCUCUCAUUCAUGUUGGUUUUUCACAUCUGUCAAAAAACAGCUAAAGACCCUCAAGUUCACAUGAGAAGACCUGACACCAAACAUCAGACAAGAUGGAAUCAGGAUGAAGAUGUGUUUUUAACACGGGUUGUGUUCCGGGCUCAGGAUCAAUAAACACACCAGUACACGGAGGCUGGACGGCACAUGGCACAUAUGCAUUUCAUUUCCUCUCGUCCUUCUGGCUUGUUAUUGUGUGUGUGUGGUUCAAAUCACAUUGCUAAAAUUAUUAGUGGGCUGAUAAUCAGCCUAUACAACAGACUCCCUUUAACUCAUGCAUAUGUAUAUGUACAACCUCAUUACAUUUUCAUUAAUUUUCUUAUAGUCGCCAUGUUUUAAUUGUGUUUCGUUAAUGUGCAUUUCCAUUUUUUAUUAUGAUUAAUUUGAAAUAACUAUAUAUAUGAAAUAUUUU
Messenger RNA from Lates calcarifer (barramundi perch), 992 nucleotides. RefSeq lists its product as uncharacterized. Gene Ontology annotation, biological process: response to bacterium. The transcript is spliced from 5 exons. Bases 26 to 697 code for a protein of 223 amino acids. NCBI's taxonomy places the organism in Eukaryota, Metazoa, Chordata, Actinopteri, Centropomidae. The record is from RefSeq and is a predicted model, not a curated record.